AUGCUCAAAGCACAGGGCUUUGGCCGCAUCAUCAACAUCAGCGGCCUCAACGCACGCAACGCCGGCAACCUCAGCGGCGGCGCGCGCAAUACCUCGCUGGUGCACAUGACCAAGACCCUGGCCGCGCAGCUGGGUCAGUUCGGCAUCACCGUAACUGCAUCCAUCCCGGCCCACCGCACCGAGCGCACGCCGAGCCUGCUGGCCUCCCGCGCCGAGCAGCUUGGCGUCUCACCGGAAGAGGCCGAGGCGCAGGACUUCUCUCCCGGCUCGGCCCGAGGCAACCACAUCUGCCGCAUGGUCGACGCCUCGGAGAUCGGUCUACCUGACCGCCUUCCUGGCCUCGACAAGGCGUGGGCGAUCACCCUGGCGAGUUGA
Molecule: messenger RNA, 375 nt
Organism: Geodia barretti
Lineage: Eukaryota; Metazoa; Porifera; Demospongiae; Tetractinellida; Geodiidae
Source: the annotation of a GenBank genome assembly